Salmo salar (Atlantic salmon) is the source of this 1350-nucleotide messenger RNA. The record is from RefSeq and is a predicted model, not a curated record. Lineage: Eukaryota; Metazoa; Chordata; Actinopteri; Salmoniformes; Salmonidae.
CAUGUUGCAUUGUUAUUAUUGUAGACACAGGAACAGGGAUUUGUAAACCGCUAUGAUCUGGGGUUUAAACUACCCAACCAAGUGUCCACUUACAGGCCACAGUGUUUAAACAUAUUAAAAAUCAACAUCGUAAUUUUUCCCUUUAAAGAUUGCCAUUAUCAAUAUCUAGCUAGCUAGGCUAUUCUAGCUAGAAUGUCGGAGACCGUAAUGUUUCAGACGCAGUUGUCGUCCAUCAUGGAAGCUCUAUCCACCGCCGCCAUGGCGGAGAUAACCAAACUAGUGGACGAGUACUCCGCGUUUUUACGAGGGGAACUGUCACGGAAAAAACACGAUAACGAAAUCCUGAUGAAAAAGCUGAAAGUAGUUGAAAACCGGCACCGGAAAAGGACAUCUACGAUUGAACACGUCGGGGACGGAGUUGGCACUGUGCUGCGCGAGAGACUUUGGAACGGGGGUUCCCUACCGCACCACACGCCCCAAACCAACAGAGAACAAAAGCCCGACCGAGUCUUUACGCAGCAGGGAUGCAGCAGCGGGUGGAGUAAUGGACCCGCGGCGCGGGUAGGACUAAUGACGGACGAGACCACUGUAACAGACAGGACGGCUGAACCAGUUACCAUCAAACAAGAGAGACUGGAGGAGGACGGCCCAGGGGAAUGUGGUGCUCCAAAUGAACUGAGGAUGAACGCUCCUGAGCAUUCCACCACUUCACUGGUCGCCCGGCAACCGCAUCCCACUGAUCAGAGCCGUUUUGAGGAGGACUGGGGGUUCCAGAGUACCACACCAGGGGGUAGAGAUGAACUCACUGACUCUAUGGAACACAACUUAGAAGUGGAACAUAGAACUAUGGAACACCUAGAACUGGAAUAUAGAACUAUAGAACACUUAGAACUGGAACAUAGAACUCUGGAACAUGACCUCAGUAGCAGCUCUCACUGCCUGGACCAGGACCAGCCUGUAGUAGUGGAGGAAAUCCGCCUCAAGAGGGAGCCAGAGAGCCCAUGUCCAGACCUCAACCCACUACCGGGGAGGAGAACCAGGCCUGGAGAAAACCAACUACAAGAACACACUUCCUCCUCGACAACGACCACAGACGAUUACGCAUCGUUCCCGGGGAAACACUCCGUCACCGUCAUGCCUGGUCACCAUGGAGACCAAAGAGGAAAUGGUGGGACUGUCAGAACUCGAGCUCCCCUCAGCAAAGAGAAGGAGGGAGGUUCGUCUGCAAACAUUGUGGGAAGGGUUUCCCCUACAUCAGCUGCCUUAAGCGGCAUGCCCUCAACCACACGAGAGAGAGGACGCAUCACUGCUCCGUGUGUGGGCGGAGCUUCAUCAGACCCAGUCACCUGA